This is a messenger RNA of Aspergillus welwitschiae, 1332 nucleotides long. Its product is annotated as MFS general substrate transporter. The record is from RefSeq and is a predicted model, not a curated record. Gene Ontology annotation, biological process: transmembrane transport. NCBI's taxonomy places the organism in Eukaryota, Fungi, Ascomycota, Eurotiomycetes, Eurotiales, Aspergillaceae. Gene Ontology annotation, molecular function: transmembrane transporter activity. The transcript is spliced from 3 exons. The coding region runs from base 1 to 1332 and encodes 443 amino acids. Gene Ontology annotation, cellular component: fungal-type vacuole membrane.
AUGGCUGUUCCCUUGGAUAGCGACGCUUCUUCAAUAAGCCCCCUGUCCGUGGAUCCCAUAGCUGUACCGAAUACCGCAGAAACAGAGAAACAGUCUGUCGAUGAGGACUCUACUCCUCUACCCCCUCCUCCACCCAACGGAGGUAUCUUCGCCUGGGUUCAGGUAGCCGGCUCUUUCUUCCUUUUUUUCAACUCCUGGGGCAUAAUCAAUACAUUCGGCGUGUACCAAAGCUACUAUGAAACCAGCCUGCUGAGAGACUACUCUCCAUCCUCCAUCGCCUGGAUCGGAACGGUUCAAAGUUUCCUCUUACUCUCAUUGGGAAUUAUCGUCGGUCCGAUCUUUGAUAGAGGUUAUAUCAAGUUCUUGAUAAUAGCAGGCACGUUCCUGAUUGUGUUCGGACUGAUGAUGACCUCGUUAUCAAAGGAGUACUACCAAUUCUUUCUAGCUCAUGGCGUCGCCGUCGGCCUCGGUUCUAGCCUUCUCUUCAUCCCUAGCGUUGCUAUACCCGUCACGUACUUCACCUCCCGACGAGCCGUGGCCAUGGGAAUUGCCGCAUCAGGGGGCAGCGUCGGCGCUGUAGUUUUCCCGAUCGUUUUUCACAAAUUAAUCGACCGCGUCGGGUUCGGUUGGACAACCCGUGUAAUUGCUUUUAUUGCCCUAGCCAGUCUCCUCUUCUCUAUAGCGGUGAUGAAAUCACGCCUUCCGCUUCCUACACAAGCUCGUCAGCUCCUUGAUCUCAUGGCCUUUCGUGAUAUUCCUUUCCUUAUCUACUGCCUCGCGCUCUUCUUCGACCUCGUGGGCCUCUAUUUCCCCUACUUCUAUCUCCCGACCUAUUUCACUACCUACCUCCAUGCAGGCGAUAACAUCUCCUUCUACGUCCUUUCCAUUCUUAGUGCUUCUUCUUUCUUCGGUCGUAUUGCGCCCAACAUGCUCGCUGAUCGUCUUGGAUCGCUGAAUGUCAUGAUUCUUGUGAGUCUUGUGGUCACUGUCCUCGCAUUCGCAUGGAUGGGCAUACACAGUAACGCUGGCGCCAUCGCCUUUGCUGUUAUCUAUGGCUUCGCGUCCGGAACGGUUGUCGCGCUGAUGCCUCCAGUUCUGGCGCUAUUGUGUCCGGAUAUGGCUGUUGUGGGGACGUGGAUGGGCAUGUCUUUCGUGUUCGCGGGGCUUGGCAUUCUCAUUGGAAAUCCUAUUGCCGGGGCGUUGUUGGAUCUGGAACAUGCUGUUUUCUGGAAGGGGCAGCUUUUUGCGGCGGUUAUGGUAGGAGCAGGGAUGGCAUGUUUCAUGGCGCUGAGGUUGUGGAAAUGGAAGGACGGGGCAGGCUGGAAGCUUUGA